Molecule: messenger RNA, 1808 nt
Organism: Temnothorax curvispinosus
Lineage: Eukaryota; Metazoa; Arthropoda; Insecta; Hymenoptera; Formicidae
Product: heat shock 70 kDa protein cognate 4-like
Exons: 2
Biological process (GO): protein refolding; vesicle-mediated transport; cellular response to unfolded protein
Cellular component (GO): nucleus; plasma membrane; cytosol
Molecular function (GO): ATP hydrolysis activity; ATP binding; ATP-dependent protein folding chaperone
Source: RefSeq, a predicted model, not a curated record
GCACAGCGUGCGCUGUCGUGCUAGCACGCUUGGUUAGCGGGGUAUCGCGUUUGUCACCUGUCGGUUUUUUAUUUCAGUGAUUGUACAUACAUAAUAUAAGAGAGAAGACUGACAAUUAGUGACAAUGUCGGAAGCACCGGCAGUUGGAAUUGACCUGGGCACCACGUACUCGUGCGUGGGUGUCUUCCAGCACGGGAAGGUCGAGAUCAUCGCCAACGACCAGGGCAACCGGACCACGCCGAGCUAUGUGGCCUUCACCGACACCGAGAGGCUGAUCGGUGACGCGGCCAAGAAUCAGGUCACUAUGAACCCCAGCAACACCAUCUUCGAUGCGAAGCGUUUGAUUGGUCGUCGUUUCGAUGAUGCGACGGUGCAGAGCGACAUGAAGCACUGGCCGUUCACGGUGGUCAGCGAUGGCGGCAAACCAAAGAUCAAGGUAUCCUACAAGGGCGAGAUGAAGACCUUCUUCCCCGAGGAGGUGUCCUCCAUGGUUCUGACAAAGAUGAAGGAGACCGCGGAGGCGUACCUGGGCAAGACAAUAACAAACGCCGUCAUUACCGUGCCAGCUUAUUUCAAUGACUCUCAGAGGCGGGCGACAAUGGACGCCGGCACUAUCGCUGGCCUGUGCGUCCUCAUGAUAAUAAACGAGCCUACGGCCGCUGCGAUAGCCUACGGUCUCGAUAAGAAGGGUGUGGGCGAGCAGAACGUCCUGAUCUUCGACUUGGGCGGUGGUACCUUUGACGUGUCGAUUCUGACGAUCGAGGACGGCAUCUUCAAGGUUAAAUCCACCUCCGGCGACACGCAUCUCGGCGGCGAAGACUUCGACAAUCAAAUGGUGACCCACUUCGUGCAGGAAUUCAAGAGGAAGUACAAGAAGGACCUGAGACCCAACAAAAGGGCUCUGAGACGCUUGAGGAUCGCCUGCGAGAGGGCAAAGAGAACGUUGAGCUCGUCAACGCAGGCGAGCAUUGAGAUCGACUUGUUGUUCGAGGGUAUCGACUUCUACACUUCCAUUACUAGGGCUAGGUUCGAAGAACUCUGCGCAGAUAUGUUCAGAAGCACCCUUGAGCCUGUAGAGAAGGCGCUCAGGGACGCGAAGAUGGACAAAGCUCAAGUUCACAGCAUUGUUCUAGUCGGUGGUUCUACUAGGAUACCAAAGAUUCAGAAGUUACUUCAAGAUUUCUUCAACGGCAAGGAACUGAACAAGUCUAUCAAUCCGGACGAGGCUGUUGCCUAUGGCGCGGCAGUUCAGGCGGCAAUUCUGCAUGGAGACAAGUCCGAGGAGGUCCAAGAUCUGCUUUUGCUGGACGUGACUCCGUUGUCGUUGGGUAUCGAGACCGCCGGUGGCGUCAUGACUGCCUUGAUCAAGAGGAAUACAACAAUACCAACGAAACAGACCCAGACGUUCAAGACCGCGGAAGCCUCGCAGCAGCAAGGAAGAUCCGUGGGAGGCCAAGGCACGGGACCGAGCUCGGAUCCCCGGGACGAGAACGCCGAAUUCCAUUUUCUUCCCGGUUUUUUACUUUGGACACAUACAGACUAUUCUAUAGGCUCUUUACUUUCGAGACCUGCUGCCGGUGGCGUCAUGACUGCUGUGAUCAAGAGGAACACAACAAUACCAACGAAACAGACCCAGACGUUCACCACGGACUCCGACAAUCAACCGGGAGUGUUUUUCGAGGUUUACGAAGGAGAGAGAGCGAUGACGAAAGAUAACAACAUUCUCGGCAAAUUCGAGCUGACGGGUAUACCUCCGGCGCCUGGGGGCGUACUGCAAAUCGAAGUCACCUUCGAUGUCGACGCUAAUG